AUGAGGAAUUGGAACUUGAAGAUUGAUUUUUGCUUCAUUUCAACGGAUGAACAGGAUGAUAAGCAGUUAUUGGAUCCACUCCUAAGGAAGCAUGCAGCAGUAUUUGAAGGUGAGUUAGGCCGUUUCAAACACAACCAGAUUCAUUUGGCUCUGAAGAAGGACGCUGUACCAAAAUUCUGCAAACCAAGGAAAAUCCCGUUGGCAUUCAAAGAGAAAGUUGAAGCGGAACUGGACAGAUUGCAGAGUUCAGGAAUAAUUUUGAAGGCCCCUUCUUCUGAAGCUGAAUGGGGUUCACCGUUAGUUCCAGUUCUGAAGAAAGAUUACCGUGUCACCGUAAAUCCGUUCCUGUUGGACGAUCAUCAUCCAUUUCCUGUUAUCGAGGACAUUUUUGCGGCACUCCAGGGAGGAAAAUAUUUUGCCAAGUUAGAUUUGAAGAAUGCGUACUACCAGCUUGAAGUUGAUAACGAGACGAAGAAGAUUCUGGAAUGGAGCACGCAUCGUGGAGUUUAUUGGAUGAACCGUCUUCCGUUUGGCACGAAACCAGCCUGUGCAAUAUUUCAAGGUACGUUGAAGCGAGUUCUUCAAGGUUGCCGUGGUACUGUUAUCUAUCUAGAUGACGUUUUGAUUUCCGGGGUGACAGGACGGGAACUCCUGGAGAAUCUGGAUGAAGUUUUGAGUGGUCUGAAGGAAGUCGGGUUUCUGUUGAACAAAAACAAAUGUGUAUUCUUCAAACAGACGGUAGCGUACCUCGGACAUGUAAUUGAUGAAGAUGGACUACACAAAUAUCCGGAAAAGGUGAGAGAAAUUUUGGAUAUCAAGGAUAUUUGA
Aedes albopictus (Asian tiger mosquito) is the source of this 828-nucleotide messenger RNA. RefSeq lists its product as uncharacterized. The coding region runs from base 1 to 828 and encodes 275 amino acids. Lineage: Eukaryota; Metazoa; Arthropoda; Insecta; Diptera; Culicidae. The transcript has a single exon. The record is from RefSeq and is a predicted model, not a curated record.